Molecule: messenger RNA, 1165 nt
Organism: Colletotrichum acutatum
Lineage: Eukaryota; Fungi; Ascomycota; Sordariomycetes; Glomerellales; Glomerellaceae
Product: ras family protein
Exons: 8
Coding region: 100-768 (222 amino acids)
Biological process (GO): signal transduction
Cellular component (GO): plasma membrane
Molecular function (GO): GDP binding; GTP binding; GTPase activity
Source: RefSeq, a predicted model, not a curated record
UUCUGUCAUCUGAAUUGAGCUGCCCUGCUCAGACAUCUCUUGCGCAACGAUACGCACAACCGACAGCAACAACGUCGCAGCUUGACCAGCAAAGACACAAUGUCACGCCACAACAGGCAUCAUCAGUCAUGUCGUGAGCUUCAUGUCGUGGUGCUGGGUGCUGGAGGCGUAGGAAAGAGUUGCUUAACAGCCCAAUUCGUUCACAAUGAGUGGAUCGAGAGUUACGACCCGACAAUUGAAGACACCUACCGGACACAAUUACAGGUUGAUGGACGGCAAGUGGUCUUGGAAAUCCUCGAUACCGCGGGCACAGAGCAGUUUGUUGCCAUGCGCGACCUUUACAUGAAAUCUGGUCAAGGCUUCAUUCUGGUCUUCAGCAUCACCUCAUCGUCCUCAAUGAACGAGAUUGAGAUGCUUCGAGAGGAAAUCACCCGCAUCAAGGACGACGACAAUGUUCCUAUCGUCAUCGUCGGCAACAAGGCCGACUUGGAAGAGCAGCGGUCUGUACCUAGACAAAGGGCCUUUGCGUGCUCUCAGAUGUGGGAUGCGCCUUACUACGAAACGAGCGCAAGGACACGAACCAACGUCGACGCCGUAUUUAUAGACAUUUGUCGCCAGCUUCUCAUGAAGGAUGAGAAGUUUCAAAACCAAGCCGCUCACGAAGAUGAAGAUCACGAGUACGAGAAAAACCCAGGCCUCAUGGGUUUUGCAAAGCGGAAGCACCGAAGGCGCAGACGCCCUGACGGUCACCGAUGUGUCAUCCUUUGAGUUGUCCAUCAUGAUCUUCCAUCGAUCCGAGGCCCGAAACGCCCUCUAACCACGGAUCUUCCUCACAAGCGGAAGCAAUCGGAGCUUUCUGUUGUCAGCAUCUCAGGAUCAAACGCUUCAUAUUCGAAUUCGACGCACUCCGCAGCCGGCAUUCAUACACUUCAAGACCCACAAAGAAAAGGGACGCACUCAUUCAGGCCCUUUAUGUUUCCUUUUACGUUUAUUUUUAUUUUCGCACUCAAGACGACCUUGUCUCAUCGGCAAACCAUACCCUCUCAUGAAAUUUUGACAUCAACUUCGCGGCAAUGAAGUCCUCCAUCUUUGUUUUCGACACGGCCUUUUGUACGCUUUACGACUUCAUUUCAAACUUCCUUCGAGGACAGCUGGAUUAAAGCAU